This is a messenger RNA of Glycine soja, 974 nucleotides long. RefSeq names its product transcription factor PRE3-like. Gene Ontology annotation, biological process: regulation of growth; regulation of DNA-templated transcription. Lineage: Eukaryota; Viridiplantae; Streptophyta; Magnoliopsida; Fabales; Fabaceae. The record is from RefSeq and is a predicted model, not a curated record. The coding region runs from base 470 to 748 and encodes 92 amino acids. The transcript has 2 exons. Gene Ontology annotation, molecular function: protein dimerization activity.
GGUCGAAAACAAAAGAACAAGCCUUUCUUUCUCUCUUUUUCUCUCUCUCUCUCUCUUUCUUGUUCAUUUUCUCUCACUUGAAACAUGCACACGGUGCUCUGAAAGUUCUAACCCCAUAUUUGGGAACACUCUGGGACGAUAUUAUAGCAUAUCUCUAGAAAGGUGAUUCUUCUCACUCUCUCUCUCUCUCUCUCCAAGACACUAUUUAAAUACAACCAUAGCCCUCUUCUUUCUCCCAUGCAUUACUACUUGUCUUGAUUUCUUUCUCGAUCCCCAACAUCACUAGCUAGCUCCUUGUACACACUCUACAACCCCACCUAGCUACAUCACUUAAUUAGUUUUACCAAUUUCAAAUUCUCACCUGUCACUAGCUAUAUUUCAUAACUGAUCAUUACCAACUCAUCACUACAUAUUAUUGGCUAGGAUUCACCAUUAGACUUAAGAUUAGUUGAUUUAUUACAUAUAUAAGAUGUCUAGCAGGAGGUCACGGUCAAGGCAAACAAGUAGUUCAAGGAAUAUCACCGAUGAUCAGAUCAAUGAUCUUGUCUCUAAGUUGCAACAGCUUCUUCCAGAGAUUCGCGAUAGGCGCUCUGACAAGGUUUCAGCUUCCAAGGUGUUGCAAGAGACAUGCAACUAUAUUAGAAGCUUACACAGGGAAGUGGGUGACCUAAGCGAGCGUUUAUCUGAGCUCCUGGAUACAACUGACACGGCUCAAGCUGCAAUAAUUAGAAAUUUACUGAUGCAAUAGAUCGGUGCAGUUGUUAAUUUAUCGUAUAAUUCAUAGUUAACACUUCAGUACUUGUGAACCGAUCCAGUCACUGGUCGUGUAUUUCUUAUUCUCUUUUCGUUUCACUUUUUUUUUUUUUUUUUGUGCUGGUUCUUGUCCACUAAUAUGAAUGAUUACUGCUUUUGCAAAGCCCAAUUUCCUUAUAUAUUAAAUAAAAGUUUCAGAGUUCGUGCUUUGCUAAAUUAAA